Molecule: messenger RNA, 911 nt
Organism: Linum trigynum
Lineage: Eukaryota; Viridiplantae; Streptophyta; Magnoliopsida; Malpighiales; Linaceae
Source: the annotation of a GenBank genome assembly
UUCCACAACAUGUAUUCUAUCUAUACUCUAAUCAUCCAGGUAAUACAUCUCAAUGACCACAUAUACAUGCAUCAAUUCUAUUUUACUUUCUCGCAUUAAUAUGGAUUUCUCAAUACCAUGCAUAGAACUAAAGUGAAAUAGAUUCUAGCUUAUCAUUCAUCAUAAUGAUUCAUAAAGAAAGUUCUGAAUCUUAUCUCUUUUCGAAAGUUCAUUGGCUUUUGCGGUGCAUAACACAUAUAGUGUCUAUGUUCCUUAGUUUCCAAGCAGUUCUUUCUUUCACAACUGCCAUGGUCUCAUUCCAAAAUUAGAAGACCACCCGGCACAGAAUCAUUCAACCAUUCUUCUAUCUAAAUUAACUGGUAUGCUUGGUGGCGACAGGGAAGUGAACAAGGUAGAGAUCCAGAUAAUCAAGCUGAAGCUUCUUCAGACUAUCUUUGCAAGCCUCAAGAACAUGUCCAUGAUCCGAAUUCCACAGCUUAGUAGUGAUGAAAAAUUCCUCCCUUUUCACAAGACCAGUCUUGAAAGCUUAAGCAAGCGCUUCCCCAACUUCAGGCUCGUUCUUAUAAUCAGCAGCGCAAUCAAAAUGGCGAAAGCCGAUCUUGAUAGCGUUCAGGAUUAGGUCCUUAAUCUCUUUCCCUUCCAUUCGCCAUGUAGACACCCCAUUUUGUCCGGGCUAUAAUAUUCUAAAUUUCGAAGAAUUUAACUCGUUUAAGAUAAGCAAUUGCUAAUUUUGGAUGAACUAUUAAAUAUGCUCAGAAUAUCUAACAUGAGAAUAUAAGAAUAUGUAAUUUGGGUCUUUGGAUUUAGCAAUAGCAAGUCUUAAGAUUCCAUUUUAAAUAUAGGUUAUCGCAACUAAAAUCUUAUCUCCUUUUAUUCUAGGCAGAUUGUUGGGAUAAAGUUUGUGAGGCAAU